This is a messenger RNA of Neurospora crassa OR74A, 1657 nucleotides long. RefSeq lists its product as hypothetical. Lineage: Eukaryota; Fungi; Ascomycota; Sordariomycetes; Sordariales; Sordariaceae. The coding region runs from base 177 to 1091 and encodes 304 amino acids. The record is from RefSeq and is a predicted model, not a curated record. The transcript is spliced from 2 exons.
CUCCAUUCUUUUUUACCUGAGGAUACUCCAAUACCAUUCAUUCUUUUUACUUCACCACGAGAGACUCGUCGUUUUCCAACACCUCGACCACACCCAAUGCUUCACCCCAGCAUCAGCUGGCAAUGACCAAGCCACUCAUCCUCUGAAAUUCCAUCAUACACUGGUUAGGCGAAAAAAUGGCUGCAGAAUUGGGAACUUCCAAUGCCAACACUGAGACUGCACCAUCGGAAUUAACGACUGUCGACAUUGACCCUGAAGGUGAUCUCCUUAUAGAUGCCGAUUUUUGCAGAUUUCGCGUCUGCUCCAAUGCCCUUCGUCGACAGUCGCCAGUCUGGAAACAGAUGUUGUUUGGUCCAUGGAAAGAAGCCAAACCCACGGACGGAUCCGCAUGGAUUGUCGAGUUUCCCGAUGACCCUGCCGACCCAUUACAGAUCUUACUUUCCAUCAUACACGGAAAAUUCGACCCCGUCCCGCCUCAUCCAACUGUCUCCAGGAUCCACAGUAUCUUGAUCUUGGCUCACAAAUACGAUAUUACCGGUAUUGCGAGGCCGUGGUGUUCCCAGUGGCUACAAGUUGCUGGCGAACUCAACCCUCCAGCGGCAAAUGUGGUUGAGUCCUUGUACAUCGCAUGGGAAUUAGGCGACGAAUACCUCUUCGCUUUGAGACUUGAACAGAUCUCCUUACAGGCUCGAAUCGACUCAGAAGGCCGCUUAGUAUAUGGUGAAAAUAUCGUUCUCGAAGAUGAAAUUCAUCUCGGUCCGCAUGAUGCACUGGAGACUAUUUCCGCGAUACGUAUGGCUUUACUUAAACAGUUGAUUGCGCCAGUUCACAACACACUGGAAGCUCGAAUGAAGGAAAAACCGUUCUGCACUCUUGGCGGUUAUUAUGACGACACCGCUAGGAGAGUCUGUGAUGCCGCGGUCAUAGGCUGUAUCUAUCGCGGGAUGAGACAAACUAUAGGGGGAAUACCUCCAAGAUCUACCACUGACACCAAGGUUACUGUUGUAGAGCUGGCGUCUUCUCUUUUUCGGACUGUGGAAGAAGUCUUAACAAUGCAUUCCGGAUCAGCGGAUUUGCUCUCCUCGAUCUGAGUUCCGAGAUCUUAACGAGAGUAUCCACGAGGAUAUCCCAGUGGUUGUGAAUGGCUUCAUGAAGCCAGAUUACAAAGAAUACAUGGCGAAGCAGAGACUGAAGACGGGAGCGGUGCUAGCAACCAGAAAGAGGACUCGAUAUUGGAAGGAAAUAUAUUAAUGUUCAGAUAGUUAUGCUAUGGGGAGCUGCAAAACACAAGUACGCAAAUUCAAACAGUAGUACCGACGAUACAUUGGCUGAUGAAAUACAUGUCGUACUCCAUUCCUGAGGUCAAGAGCUGUUGUUCCAAACAGCACUCGUCAAACCCGCAACUAGAAUCAACUUGUUCCAGAGCAAGUAGCACCAUGAAGCGAUGCACGAUACCGCGGCCCCGGUAUGGUCAAUCAGACCUUCUUGGGACAUGGUGGAUUCUUGUACCUCCAGUUCCUUAUCAUUUAUCGCGGUAGGAGGAACAUUUGCGGUGCAAGUUACACCCAGAAGCACAGCCAGAUUUCUUUAAGAAGUGGACGAACGCGAAUAAAAAUCAUAGUACUGUCAUGUUUCGUGGAGAGUGUUAUUCUCCUCC